Messenger RNA from Haemonchus placei, 456 nucleotides. The record is from the annotation of a GenBank genome assembly. Lineage: Eukaryota; Metazoa; Nematoda; Chromadorea; Rhabditida; Trichostrongylidae.
AUGAGGAAGUUGCCGUUGGUGGCGCUUCUCGUCGUUCUUUUCAUACCCGUUCAUGGUCUCCAGUGCUACUACUAUCGAAUACGAGCGGACGAUACACUUACAGCCGACAAUGUAGUGGAACGUAACUGUUCGUCGUCGGUUUCUUCCUGUGUCAAGAUCAUCUCCAGAAUCGAACUCUCUCAACAGGAACAGUCCGAGGCUCCCUCAACGAUUGAAGGACGUUGUGCAUUCACGAAAAACGAGUGCGAAAAUCGUGAAGAACAGUGUGCCUCAGUACCUCCGAUCGAUCGUUAUGGCGUUACCAUCCACGAUUACAAGUGCUGCUCCACUGCGAAUCUCUCCAACGGAAAACUAUUCAUCAACUCAAAUACUCUCAUAUUCGCCUUUGUAUGUGUCUCCCUUCUGAUCUUGGAGUCAUCAUCUUCAUCCCCUUCCUCAUCUUUUAUUCAUGCAUGA